Molecule: messenger RNA, 537 nt
Organism: Pisolithus orientalis
Lineage: Eukaryota; Fungi; Basidiomycota; Agaricomycetes; Boletales; Pisolithaceae
Exons: 1
Source: RefSeq, a predicted model, not a curated record
CUUGCAGGCUAUAAAACUCCUGGGGAAAUACAUCACUCAGUAGUUUCAAUGUUUGCCAAUGACACCACUGUAUACUUAUCAGCCACAGAUGACAUAGAAAUACUUAAUACAAUCCUUUCUACAUGGUGCUGCACCUCUGGUGCCAAAUUCAACAUGGAUAAAACAGAAGUUAUUCCAAUCAGCAUGCCAGACUACUGGCAGUCACUAAUAGCAUCCUCCAAACUAAAUCCUACAUCCUCAGCCCUCCCCCUGAGUGUUAGAGUAGCCCACAAUGGCCAGGCAAUCCACAUCCUUGGAGCGUGGCUAGGAAACAAUGUCAACAAACCAUCUGUCUGGUCUUCCAUCCUCAAGAAGAUAGAUUCUAAAUUGCAAAAGUGGAACUCCUGGAAUCCAUCCAUUGAAGGAAGAAAGACAAUAAUACAAUGGACCAUAGGAGCUAUGACUCAAUACCUAACCUGCAUCCAAGGCAUGCCUAAAAACAUAGAAAUUUACCUUACAAAAUGCCUGAAACUCUUCACCUGGGAUAUGCAAGGUUAA